CGGGCCUUCCGCUGGCAUGUCCAGACCUCGGCUGCUGUUUGCAUUUGGGUGCCCAUCGCAAGCAGGGGAGGCUCGAUCUUCUCCUGGCCCGGCAACCCCACAUGGGCUCCUCCGUGGGAGACAGCACGACCCUUCCCCCUGACAGGCUGAAGAAGGAAGCCACAGAGGCGUUCUCGCCCAGGCAGGGAGAUGCGGCGGGGAACAUCCGAGACAUGGAAUUGAGGGAAGAAUGGCAAGACGAUGAAUUCCCACGGCCUUUGCCAGACGAGAUCUCGGAGGAGGAUUUGGAACCAUCCAGUUCAGAAAUGAGUCCAGUCGCCCCCAACACCCUGGAACUGUGUGGCCGGCGGCACAUGAAGAAGCGCCUCGAGGCCCCAGACCUCAGCGAGGGUUCGGUGAAAUCUGGGGAGCUCCCGGAAAGCACGCCGGAUGGCAGCUUGGACAUCAAUCUGGACGAACUGGAGACACCGUCCGAAAGCGAGUUACAAGAGGGCCCGGAGAACGGGCAUGAAUUCGAAUGGGAAGAUGACUUCCCACGGGCCCAGCGGGUACAGGCCAACCUACCAGAGAAAUUUUGCACUGGCCGUGUGGUGGACACUAAGGGUCCAGACGGACGGGUGUGGCGGAUCUUCCUGGCAGAUGAUCACGAGCACAAAGUGGAUCUGAACGCCAUCGAACCUUACAAGAGGGUGAUUUCCCACAGAGGCUAUCAUGGCGAAGGCCUGAAUGCCAUUCUUGUCUUUGCUUCGUGUUACUUACCAGAAAGCAGUGUCCCCAAUUACCCCUACGUCAUGGAGAACCUGUUCAGGUAUAUAGUAGGAACUCUGGAGCUGAUGGUGGCUGAGAAUUACAUGCUGGUGUGUCUGAACGGCGCCACUUCACGGAGCAGGCUUCCCUCUUUUGCCUGGAUCAAGCAGUGUUAUCAAACCAUCGACCGACGGCUUCGGAAGAAUUUAAAAUCUCUGAUUAUUGUUCAUCCCACGUGGUACAUCAAAGCACUGAUGACACUGUUUAAGCCUUUUAUCAGUUCCAAAUUCAGCCAGAAAGUGCAGUUUGUAGACAGCCUGGAGGAUCUGGCCCAGAUUAUUCCCUUGCAGCAGAUCCACAUCCCCGACUGCAUCCAGCAGCAAUUCAGGUGAAGAGCCGCCACUGAGCACCAGGUUCGAAAGAUGCCAGAGCGGAGCAGGCUCACCGCGACACUGAUGGCGACCAGUAAAUACCAUUCACGAGACCCCUGCCCUCUAUUUUUUCCCCCCUUCUUACAAAGCAAAAUGACUUUAUUCGCAAGAAAUUGGAAGGACCCUUCAAAGCUGACUUUUAGGACAUGGCAUUUCCCUCCUCCUCCCGCCAAGAAAAAGGAGUUUUAGCUUAUCAGGCAAAAAUCUCUCCAAAGGAGGCCCCUAUUGUGCUAUGAAAACUUAAUAAAUCGCUGA
Molecule: messenger RNA, 1433 nt
Organism: Python bivittatus (Burmese python)
Lineage: Eukaryota; Metazoa; Chordata; Lepidosauria; Squamata; Pythonidae
Gene: BNIPL
Product: BCL2 interacting protein like
Biological process (GO): apoptotic process
Cellular component (GO): cytoplasm
Source: RefSeq, a predicted model, not a curated record